AUGGUGAAGCCUCAGGACAGACUUCCCAUCACCACAUCUUCUUCCACCUCAGCUGGGGCUGAACAAGGCUCCUUCUCCCUGUGGGUUAGCAGAGCUACUUCUUUAAUGUGUCCUUUCAGACAUCCCACAACCACUUCACAGUUGGGCUGCACUGAGAUUCAGCAAAAGAGGCUGAAGAAUGGUCUGGUAAGCACCACAAAGACCUUCAGGGACCUGGCUGCUGUCCCAUCUCACACAGCAUCCCAGCGCGUCCCAGUUAAAAGACAAGCUUCAGAGAGCACAGAGCUGGACUUCAAGGGCUGUCCUGUUGGGAUGAGGGUCUUUAUCACCAUCCUGUUGGCUGCUCUGCUGUGCCUCAAUCAAGGGAGUGGACAGAAGGAGAGAGAGUGGGCAGAUGAAAGCAAAGAUGACUAUUAUGACUAUAAGGAAUAUGAUGAAGACGACGACGAGGAGGACGAGGAGGAGGAUACCAAAAUCAAACACAUUCCUUAUGAAGGCUCUCUAGAAUGCUACACCUGUGAGUCAGUGCCCAAUGAGGAGAGCUGUAAUAAGAUCCAAACCUGCCCAUCUGCUAAGUCCUUCUGCAAAACCAUCAUCUCCAAAGGGAACGCAGAGUCCAAGUUCUUUACCACCUACUCGGCGUGGUGCUCAGAUACCUGCCAAGAAGCCACCAAGAUCAUAGAUGGGACUCACGUGACCAUGUCCUGCUGCCAGUUUGACUUGUGCAAUCCCUUGUGGAUAAAAGGCCGAGUCCCAAGACUGAGAGCAAAGGGCUCCUCCAACUGUGGGGGCAUUCUGAUGAGUCUGGGGGUGGUCAUCCUGGGCAUGCUGGGGAGAGACCUCUGAGAGGAGCCACCCCAGGACUGCACUCUGCUGUAUGUCCCUCCCUCCUUCCAGAGCCCCAGAUGCCCCAUGCCCUCUGGCCCUUCUCCUCCUUGUCCCCCAAGCCCACAGUCUUUGUUUUGGAAAUGCUAUGUUCUACCAAAAUCCUUUUCUGCUCUAACAUUCUGUUUGUGUUCAGACCUCUGACAUGCUAGGUUCUCUGACAGUCCAUGUUGUAUGUUCUCCCAUUCCAUGUUCCAUGACCUAAAGUCUCUCUCUGCUCUGACGUUUCCGUGUUCUGUGUUCUAAGGUGUCUUCCAGCUCUAACAUAAUGUGACAGAAUUGCUUUCUCAGAUGGGAGGGCACCUAAGGAAGGAGGAAGCUUCCCUCAGGCCAGCUUGUCUGUCUCCGGAAACCAAGUUACAGGGCAGAAAUGUGCAGACUUCUAGGAUUGUACUCAAGUCUCCCUGGCGUCUCCCUGCCUCAGUCUUCCUGUAGGGAAGAAGAGAGGGUAGGUGAUGAGGGACAAUCUAGAAACCAGCUCCUGUAUCUUGGGGCCCAUCUUUAAUGCCAUAGCUCCAAAUGGGACUGUAGAACAAAGGUCUAAUGUGUGUUUGGGCGGUGGGGAGAGUCAUGAAAGAACAAAAUGUUUCCUGGGCCAGUCAUUUUUGAUAGAAAUCCCACCGACCUCAAAGCAUUUUUAUCCUUCCUGUCUAUCCUCAUGACCGGAGUACUGAUGUCUGAUAAUAAAGUUUUGGUUUCCUUAAUAGACAGCAGGAUUCAAAUCCUCCAAUGACACAAGCAUCUGACAGAUCCCUGCUCCUCUCCAUGACCUAUUUCCUCAACUUUAAAGGGAGAGAGCUAGACUGUGGUUUGUAAGAUCCCUUCCCACUCUGACAUGCUACC
Gracilinanus agilis (Agile Gracile Mouse Opossum) is the source of this 1728-nucleotide messenger RNA. Its product is annotated as glycosylphosphatidylinositol-anchored high density lipoprotein-binding protein 1-like. The record is from RefSeq and is a predicted model, not a curated record. The transcript has 3 exons. Lineage: Eukaryota; Metazoa; Chordata; Mammalia; Didelphimorphia; Didelphidae. Bases 1 to 846 code for a protein of 281 amino acids. Gene Ontology annotation, molecular function: acetylcholine receptor inhibitor activity.